UGUGAUGAUUCUUGCUAUAUGUUUCCACUGUUCAUUCUGCAGUGGUACCCACAUUAGCAUAGCCACUUUUUGUAUACUCUUCAUCAUAUAUUGGUAUGACAUAUAUAUAGACAUAUUAUGCGAUUCUAUUUCCAUAUCUAAUCAUAUUCUUUGCAAGGAAGACUUCAUUUGUGAAGUUCAUAUCUUCUUAAACAAUAUUCAGGAACAGGAGAGGCAAGAUAUGGCUAUCAGACUACCUCGUGUUAUGCACGUCAAGCAGAUCUUUCGUCGAGUAGCUCCAAAUUCUGUUGAAUCUUCUUCGGUAGGCAACAACAUCCCGAGAGGGUAUAUUCCAGUUUAUGUUGGAGAGGAACAAAAAAAGCGAUAUGUAGUACCGAUAUCUUAUUUGAAUGAGCCAUCAUUCCAGAGGUUACUGAGUAAGGCAGAGGAAGAAUUUGGAUAUGAUCAUCCUAUGGGAGGCCUCACAAUUCCCUGCAGAGACAAAGUGUUUACUGAUCUCACUUCCUGUUUAGCAGAGAAUUGAAAUUGAUGCACAGCCCAUUGCUUGCUCGAAAUUGAGGAAUUGCAAGAUCUAAUUGACUACUGUGGCCAGCAAAAUGAAAAAUCACUUAAGAAGAUGCAGAUAUGCAGAACAGAACAUUGGCCAUUUGAAUUGAACAGGUUGAAGUAAAGCUUCCAAAUUCAAAAUUGUCUUUGGGCUUUUGAAACCAUCCAAGUCUCUGCAAUCUGAUGUCAUAUUUGAGAGAGCACAAAGAUAAUCACAUGGCGCAUCUGAACAAUCCGAAGCAUCAAAUCAGAUACAUUUCAAUGUGAACAAAUUAGAAUUGAUCCAUAAUAUCUUGUAAACAUUGAUCUGAAUGAAACUGAAAGUUGAAACUUGUUGUUAUUGACAAAAAGAUUUUCUUUCUCCUCAUUUUUGUUACCCUUUUUCUUUUCUAUUGUUAAUCAAA
This is a messenger RNA of Benincasa hispida (wax gourd), 950 nucleotides long. Its product is annotated as indole-3-acetic acid-induced protein ARG7-like. The record is from RefSeq and is a predicted model, not a curated record. Gene Ontology annotation, biological process: response to auxin. NCBI's taxonomy places the organism in Eukaryota, Viridiplantae, Streptophyta, Magnoliopsida, Cucurbitales, Cucurbitaceae.